Dichotomopilus funicola is the source of this 867-nucleotide messenger RNA. Its product is annotated as alpha-helical ferredoxin. The transcript is spliced from 3 exons. Gene Ontology annotation, biological process: respiratory electron transport chain; tricarboxylic acid cycle; aerobic respiration. NCBI's taxonomy places the organism in Eukaryota, Fungi, Ascomycota, Sordariomycetes, Sordariales, Chaetomiaceae. The record is from RefSeq and is a predicted model, not a curated record. The coding region runs from base 1 to 867 and encodes 288 amino acids. Gene Ontology annotation, molecular function: 2 iron, 2 sulfur cluster binding; electron transfer activity. Gene Ontology annotation, cellular component: mitochondrial membrane.
AUGGCCACUCUCCGCUCCUCCGCUUCCGCCCUCGUCGGCGCCGUGUCCCGGCCGGCCCUGCGCGCCACCACGGCGAAGACACUACCCUCUCUCGCGGUGCGCGGCAUGGCACAGGUGACCGACGCCCAACAGACGAAUCAAACAGCCUCCGGUGACAAGGCCAACCUCAAGACCUUCCAGAUCUACCGUUGGAACCCGGAUACACCAACGGAGAAACCCAAGAUGCAGAGCUACACUCUCGACCUCAACAAGACCGGGCCCAUGGUCCUCGACGCCCUGAUUCGCAUCAAGAACGAACUCGACCCAACUUUGACCUUCCGCCGGAGUUGCCGUGAGGGUAUUUGCGGUAGCUGCGCCAUGAACAUCAACGGCACCAACACCCUCGCUUGCUUGUGCCGUAUUCCUCCGGAAAACAGCGCCGACAUGAAGAUUUACCCGCUCCCUCACACCUACGUCGUCAAGGACCUGGUACCCGACCUCACACAGUUCUACAAGCAAUACAAGUCGAUUAAGCCGUACCUACAGAGGGAUACGCCGGCAGAAGACGGCAAGGAAUACCGGCAAAGCAAGGCGGACCGCAAGAAGUUAGACGGGCUGUACGAGUGCAUCCUGUGCGCGUGUUGCUCAACAUCGUGCCCGUCGUACUGGUGGAACUCGGAGGAGUACCUCGGCCCCGCCAUCCUGCUGCAGUCGUACCGCUGGCUGGUCGACUCGCGUGACGAGAAGACGGCCCAGCGCAAGGACGCCCUCAACAACUCCAUGAGUCUAUACCGCUGCCACACCAUUCUCAACUGCACUCGCACCUGCCCCAAGGGCUUGAACCCGGGUCUGGCGAUUGCCGAGAUCAAGAAGUCGAUGGCCUUUUAA